Messenger RNA from Hirundo rustica (Barn swallow), 10586 nucleotides. RefSeq names its product sperm antigen with calponin homology and coiled-coil domains 1 like (gene SPECC1L). Gene Ontology annotation, molecular function: protein binding. The record is from RefSeq and is a predicted model, not a curated record. NCBI's taxonomy places the organism in Eukaryota, Metazoa, Chordata, Aves, Passeriformes, Hirundinidae. Gene Ontology annotation, biological process: actin cytoskeleton organization. Gene Ontology annotation, cellular component: microtubule organizing center; filamentous actin. The transcript is spliced from 16 exons. The coding region runs from base 155 to 3520 and encodes 1121 amino acids.
GUUAUGUGAGGAAUACAGUAUAUGCUUAAGGUUAUAGGACACUGAAUACACCUUUGUAGCUGGAAGGUUGCUGAUUUUUGGAGUAACACUUACUUUGGAGCAUGCUUGGAAUAACAGAUUUGUUUGUAAAUGCAUCAUAAACAGACAGCCCAGAAUGAAGAAAGCAAGCAGGAGUGUUGGCUCAGUGCCCAAAGUGCCUGGAGUAAAUAAAGCUCAAACAAGUGAAAAAGCCAAACCAGAAAACGGCUCCUCAGUGUCUGCAGUAACAAAACUCUCCAAAACCGGGACAUCAGCAGCUCUUUUGAAGACUAAGAGUAACGAUGACCUCUUAGCGGGGAUGGCUGGUGGCGGUGGAGUGACAAUGACCAACGGUGUCAAGGCCAAGAAGAACUCUUGUGUAUCAACAGCAUCUUCAGCUCCAGGGACAACCAUGAACAGUCUGGAAAACAAACCCAAACCUAUUGCAGGUACAAGCUCCACAGCUAAACGUAGCACUUCAUCUGGAAAUAAAGAGUCAAGCUCUUCCAGAGAGAGGAUCCGGGAUCGUUCUCGUUUGAGCCAGAGCAAGAAGCUGCCUCUGGCGGGACAGGGCCCCAGCGACGCGGUGCUGGCAAAGCGCUCCCGCAGCCGCACCAAUCCCGAAUCCGAUAUCCGCAUGAGCAAGUCCAAGUCAGACAAUCAGAUCAGUGACAAAGCUGCACUGGAAGCGAAGGUGAAUGAUCUUCUGACAUUAGCAAAAACUAAAGAUGUGGAAAUCUUGCAUCUGAGAAAUGAAUUAAGGGACAUGCGUGCUCAGCUGGGACUCAACGAAGAUCAUCUUGAGGGGGAUGAAAAGUCUGAAGAGAAAGAAGCCAUUGUUGUCCAUCAGCCAACUGAUGUAGAGUCUACACUGCUCCAGUUACAGGAACAAAACACUGCCAUCCGAGAAGAGCUCAACCAGCUGAAGAAUGAGAAUCGAAUGUUAAAAGACAGACUGAAUGCUUUGGGCUUUUCUUUGGAACAAAGGCUGGACAACUCUGAAAAGCUCUUUGGCUAUCAGUCUUUGAGUCCAGAGAUUACAGCUGGCAGCCACAGCGAUGGUGGGGGCACUCUGACAUCUUCAGUGGAAGGUUCUGCUCCUGGAUCGAUGGAAGACUUGUUAAGUCAGGAUGAAAACACUCUCAUGGACAACCAACACAGUAAUUCCAUGGAUAAUUUGGACAGCGAGUGCAGUGAAGUUUACCAGCCACUGACAUCAAGCGAUGAUGCCUUAGAUGCUCCAUCGUCUUCGGAAUCUGAAGGAGUACCAAGUAUAGAAAGGUCUAGGAAGGGAAGCAGUGGCAAUGCAAGUGAGGUAUCCGUAGCUUGCUUGACAGAACGCAUCCAUCAGAUGGAAGAGAAUCAACACAGUACAGCUGAAGAGCUCCAAGCCACGCUUCAAGAGCUUGCAGAUCUGCAACAAAUAACCCAAGAGCUGAACAGCGAGAAUGAAAGGCUUGGAGAGGAAAAGGUAAUCCUGAUGGAGUCUUUGUGCCAGCAAAGUGACAAGCUGGAACACUUCAGCCGUCAGAUCGAGUAUUUCCGGUCCCUUUUGGAUGAACACCAUAUCUCCUAUGUAAUUGAUGAGGACAUGAAGAGCGGGCGCUACAUGGAGCUGGAGCAGCGUUACAUGGAGCUGGCAGAGAACGCUCGCUUUGAGCGGGAGCAGCUGCUGGGGGUUCAGCAGCACUUGAGCAACACUUUGAAGAUGGCAGAACAAGACAACAAGGAGGCCCAAGAAAUGAUAGGGGCAUUAAAAGAAAGGAAUCACCACAUGGAACGGAUUAUUGAGUCAGAGCAGAAAAGCAAAACGGCUCUGGCAUCUACCUUAGAGGAGUACAAGGCCACAGUAGCCAGUGACCAGAUUGAGAUGAACAGGCUGAAAGCUCAGCUAGAGCACGAAAAGCAGCGAGUGGCCGAGUUGUAUUCUAUACACAACUCUGGAGAUAAAUCAGAUAUACAAGACCUGCUGGAGAGCGUCAGGCUGGAUAAGGAGAAAGCAGAGACCUUGGCCAGUGGUCUGCAGGAAGAGCUGGCACACACCCGCAACGACGCCAAUCGACUGCAAGAUGCCAUUGCUAAGGUUGAAGAUGAAUAUCGAGUGUUCCAAGAAGAAGCCAAGAAACAAAUUGAGGAUCUCAAUGUGACUCUAGAAAAGCUUCGGACAGAGCUAGAUGAAAAAGAGACUGAGAGGAGUGACAUGAAAGAAACCAUCUUCGAGCUGGAGGAUGAAGUAGAGCAGCACCGUGCUGUGAAGCUUCAUGACAAUCUUAUCAUAUCUGAUUUGGAGAAUACAGUUAAAAAACUUCAGGAUCAGAAGCAUGACAUGGAAAGGGAGAUCAAGAAUCUUCACAGGAGACUCCGGGAGGAGUCAGCAGAAUGGCGUCAGUUCCAGGCAGACCUGCAGACUGCAGUGGUCAUCGCCAACGACAUCAAGUCCGAGGCCCAGGAAGAGAUCGGGGACCUGAAGCGCAGAUUGCACGAAGCGCAGGAGAAAAAUGAGAAGCUCACUAAGGAGCUGGAGGAGAUAAAGUCACGCAAGCAGGAAGAAGAACGUGGUCGAGUGUACAAUUACAUGAACGCAGUAGAGAGAGAUUUGGCAGCUCUGAGACAAGGCAUGGGCCUGAGUCGCAGAUCCUCCACCUCCUCAGAGCCAACUCCCACUGUGAAAACGCUCAUCAAGUCCUUUGACAGUGCCUCCUCCCAAGUUCCAAGCCCUGCUGCUGCCACGAUUCCUCGCACUCCCCUGAGCCCAAGUCCCAUGAAAACCCCCCCAGCUGCUGCUGUAUCCCCUAUGCAGAGGCAUUCCAUAAGUGGGCCAAUCUCAGCUUCAAAACCCCUUGCUACGCUGACAGACAAAAGACCAAGCUAUGCAGAAAUUCCUGUUCAAGAGCAUUUGUUGAGAACAUCCUCCACCAGCCGGCCGGCGUCUCUGCCGAGAGUCCCUGCCAUGGAAAGUGCCAAAUCUAUUUCAGUGUCUCGAAGAAGUAGUGAAGAAAUCAAGCGGGACAUCAGUGCACCUGAUGGAGCAUCCCCAGCAUCCCUCAUGGCAAUGGGCACCACCUCACCACAGCUGUCCCUCUCAUCUUCUCCUACAGCAUCAGUCACCCCUACAACCAGAAGCAGAAUAAGGGAAGAGAGGAAAGAUCCCUUGUCUGCCCUGGCAAGAGAAUAUGGAGGCUCCAAGAGGAACGCCCUGCUGAAGUGGUGCCAGAAGAAAACAGAGGGCUACCAGAAUAUUGACAUCACGAACUUCAGCAGCAGCUGGAAUGAUGGCCUGGCUUUCUGUGCAGUUCUCCACACUUAUCUCCCAGCCCAUAUUCCCUAUCAAGAACUGAACAGCCAGGACAAGAGAAGAAAUUUCACUUUGGCUUUUCAGGCAGCUGAAAGUGUUGGCAUCAAAUCUACUCUGGACAUCAAUGAAAUGGUGCGAACUGAGCGUCCAGACUGGCAGAAUGUCAUGCUGUAUGUUACAGCAAUUUACAAAUACUUUGAAACCUGAACCCUAAUCACUCGACAGAUCCAUGGGAUACACGAACGUGAGCUACCAAAUGGAAACCUUACUGAAAUGCUAAUCCCCAUUUCACUGAAAACUGGCAACAUUUGAGACCCCUCAAACUUCAGUGACACUAUCAUGGAUCUCCUCAGAUUGCUUCAGCUACUAAGCAUGGAAACAACUGUUUAAAAGCAAGAACUUGUUGCCACAGUGCUUGGAAUAACCCAAGUUAUUAAGCUAUUCAGAUUAAUUAUGUAGCCUAAAGAGCCUGAACUACUUCUGUGCUGCCUUUCCAGUCAGACUUCCUGAAACUUUCUUUGCUGGGAGAGUGAGAUGAAUGCUUCCUCUGGCAUAUAGGAGACUGAAUGUACAGAUAAAGCUUUGAGAAGGAAAAGGAUUACAUGGCAUCACAUUACUGAACUUUCUGUAGCAUCCUGAUUCCACAGACUCUGAAUAUUCUACCCACAGCAUAUGGCAGCCCAAUACAGUAGAGUUCUUAAUGGUAACUUAGUUACUGCCUAUAUAGCUAUUUUCCAUCCUUUAAAAUGUGCACAAUAUUCUAGGAAAACAAGCUUUGAUUCCAUAAUGACAAAUUGAGGGGGAAAGCGCUCUUGAUACCUCGAAAAAUCUGGCACAGAAGAAGUCGUCAUUCUAAAGCUUCAUUAUAAGCCUACCUCUGUCACAGUGAUGUGGCUUUCAUCUUUAUCUUAUGGAUUGUAAAGACUAGCACAUGCAGCUCCUGGCUUUCAGGGUACACUACACUUCAAGGAAUCUGUGCAAAGUCCCCGUGCUUCCACUCUUAACAGAAAAGCAUCAGUGAUCACCCCUUGCCUGGCUUGUUCUUUGCUCUCUUCCUCCUUUGCCUGUGCAGCACAUGCAGCCACCCCGGGCUCUCCUCUGCAGCAAUACGAGCACGCGCCGUGGACAUCUGCCAUAGAAGUUUGGAACUGGGAUGACAUUUCCUUUGCAGAGAAGAUAUUCUCAAUAAGAUGUAAUGAUGAAGUAGUUUGUAUCAAAAUCCAGCUUUGCCAUGUUUUCUGUGUGCUUUCAUUGGUCUUGCACAUCCUCAUCUAAGUGACAGAAGGUGAGAUGUUCUCUGGGAAGGACUAUGGAGGAACUGAUGUAAUGUGUGUACACCCAGUAGUCUCAAAUAUUGCGUGGAAAUGACUCACUGUCACAAGGAAGGAAUUGAGAAACUUUAGUCUGCUCAACUUCUUUUUUUUUUUUUUUUUUUUUUCCUGAAAAUGUACCUGAAUUCAUUUAGCAGCUCUUGGGCAAAAGAGUUUAAGUGCCUUAGCGAUCACUGAGUUGAUCUGUCCUGGCACUUCAGGGCCUGGUGUGGAAUGUUAAUGGCUCCCAACAGUUUCAUGGCUCCAUUUGUCACGAGGUGUUUGUUGUAAUCUUGUUUGUCAAAUCAAGGGGAGACUUCACUCUGUCAUUGCUUCUGCCUCUUGCUUUUCUGAACACUUCCCAGCAGUUCAGCCACGGAACAUCUCAUUAAUAUUAAGCAGAAGCCAACUUGAGCAGUGAGUUCUGUAACAGCUGCUAUUUAUAAGCACAGGCUCUUUCAGCAGCAACCCCAUUGUAAAGAAAAUAAAUCUGUUCCAUGGUGCUCUUACGACUGUUAAGGACAGUUUGAAUGUCAUAGAUGUUAACUCAGUGAAUGCAACUGUGCUUGGCAUCUGUGAAACUUCUUCAUGGUAUAAAAGCACAGAUUUAACUCGAAACUAUUGCCAAAUCCAAAAGCCCAUCAUCUGAAGAACAUAGCUCACGUGAAGAGUAAUAAUUCAGCAUGUCUCUAGCAUUGUAUAAGAAUACACAUUCACAUUCACACUGAUAUGUGCCUGUGAGAAUUAUGGAACUUUGCAAAAUAACUACUUAACCUGUGCUGAGGGCCUUUGGAGAAGUUUUCAGAGCAGCAGUGUCUCAAACAUUCUUACAGCUCUUUAGAACUAGAAGUAGAGACCCUCAGAUUAUUAAUUGGUGCAUUUGAAGAGCCAGCAUAAUCUAAAGACAAUUGUUGCAAGAGAGGUUUCAACUGAAAGAUCUUCAUCAAUAGAUUUUAAUAAAAGUCUGAAAUGCAUUUUCCUCUCCUCUAUAUUUCUUCAAAAAAGUUUUUUUUUAAUUCAUUGGUUUCAAUAAGAAUAGUCUUAGUGGAAAUACACAUUACAGAAAUACACAUUACUGCUGUCUUGCUUUCUAUCUCCUAUUAUUAAAUUCCAGAUUUUGCCAAUCAGUGUUUAAAACCCCUUCUGUUUAUCCUCUGAACAGAUAUCCUUAUCUAUGAUUGUCUUAUUCAUUGCCUUAGAGUUAAAAAAAUAUUUUUCUAAUGAAAAGGAUAGCAUUUCUUGACCUAAAUUCACAUGUUUUGGUGAGGUAAUUUGAGCUUUGGGCUAAUUUUUCUUCCUUUCCAAUGGUCGUUUCAUUUACCUGGAGUGUUGUCAGAGUCCUUAAAUGCAAUAAUCCUGAGAGUGUAACCAUUUGUCAAAUGAGACAUCACGUUUGCCAGAUUCUUUCUGUUAAAGAAACCUGAGCAGUAAUAAUAGAAGGGAUCUUGUUAUGAACUUCAGAGAUCUGUAAACUUCUUCUUGGUGUGAUCUGUCUGGUAAAACUCUGUGAAUCCAGCCCAGGAACCCUGGGCUUCAUGAAGAGUUUGUGUCCUGAUGUAUGUGAGCCUUUCAUGUGAGGUGCUGCCGAGCGGAAGGAAUGGAGCAAUGGAAGAUCUAAAGCAAGCACAAGGCCCUGCUGCACUCUACAAAGUGCUUUUUUCUGAAGGUUCAAACCACAUUCAGUUGUCCAAGAGGAAAAAUAGCAGCAGCCCUUCUGGAUGUGGAAUGAAUACCCUGUUGUGUUUGGUUUCUGCUCAUAGCUAAUCCUGAAGCACCUUGGGUUUUUGUUCGUGUGAAGUGCGAGUUGAUGCCGAUUUACUUUCCUUUUAGUCCAGAAGCUAUUUCUGAAUGUACUGAAAAUGUGUUGUCAUCCAUUUAUGUUUGACUAUGUGCCUUGCCAAUGCCUGUGCUGUAGCAGGGUUGCUCGUGGCCAGCUGUAGGGUGGAGCUGUGGGACAUCCUGGUGCAGGUACAGCUGUGUCAUCCUCUGGGUGGAAACACUUCCACAGGUGUUACACUUGAUUUGGUUUUGUUUUGUCCGGUUUGGUUUGGCUGUUUGUUUAAACAGAAACACUAAUUCAGUAUCUCCGGUGUGAAUCUCUGGCCCUCACAAAAAAACUCUGAAAAGCUGAGUGAAAUUUCCAUUUUUAAAUUGGUGUUUGUGCAUAGUUGAUGCAGAAUAUAGUUCAUAAUUAUGACAUAUUCUGAUUUAGAGGUAGAUUUUUUUGUCUCUUUUGUAUAAAAUAUAUUCUCUGAGUUACAUGUAAUGUUUCUGCUAUUUUUUUGUCUCAAUUUUAUGAAAUAUUUCUACUGUUUGUAUUUUUCUCUAAAGUCUAUCAUCGUGUCUUAGAAGGCCCUUAAUUUGCCAGAGCUAAAUUAUCUCUGCUUUAAUUUAUCAGUGUAAAUUCCUGUUAAUGUCCCUGGCAGCACUGGUGCUCUGGUUUUAGGUGCAUGAGGAGGAUAAAUCGGAUCCCUCCUGUAGUGGUGCAGUACAGUGGUUUAAGCUGCUGAGGAUCUGCCUUGAGAAUUGUGGAGCUGUGGCAUUGGAGACUCAUUUCUCUUACUGAUCACAGUGUUAAGUUCUUAGCUAUUUUUUCAGUUUCAACACUCCAGACAUUUGGGUUCUCUUGCAUCACCAGAAGAUUACUUUCACUCAGUUCUAUUUCUGUACAGAUUUGGCCCAGGGCACAAUUUUUAUUCCAGCCUAGUUUUAACCAAGAUUAUUUGGCAAGAUGGAGAUUUGGAGAACUUGUGGGUGUUUUCCUUCCUGCCUGUUCCUGGUCUGGGGACAGUUCCUGGUGUUCAGGUGGCGUGUGACAGUUCCUUCCAAAGGCUGAAGUGAUGCAGUUACACCUUUAAACUGUGUUCCUGUGGCUCCUUUGGUGACUUCACUUCUUGUUUGCCUCUUGCAACUGACACAGCCCCAAGCAGGAGCUCCUAAGGGGCAAAAUUCUUCUAGGAAGGAAUCCAGUUGUACACCUUCAUGCUACUUUUUGCCUAUUGUGACUAAUGCUGGGGUGGUCUAGAAAGAGGACCUCAAAACAGUCAUGCUCAUGUCUGGGCUGCGUUAACUGUAGGGUUUGUUUGUGGUCCUUCCUGACUCGGUAAAUAUUUAUUUCUGUUUGAUUUUUAUCUUCUGCUGAGCUCUAUUUCUGCAAUUCCUUUCUUUAAGCUACCAUUAGUGUAUCCCUUUCUUUAAGCUAAUAUUAACCAGUUUGAGAAAUUACUUGGUGAGAAGUGCUAUUAAAAUGUCUUCAUCACCCAGGAGGACUGGACAUGCCAUUGUGCUUUCCCAAGUUUGUGUUGACUGGCAAAACACUGGCAUCUCUUUAAUACAUUUAAUUGUCCUAUUUAGCAAGAUAUCUUUAAUAGUGUUUCUGCUUUCACAGGAGAGUGGCUGAAUGGGUUUUAAAUUACUGUGUGGCUUGCUGUGUCCCUCCUUCAGCUAGAAUUCUUCUGUUGUGUUCCCUGAUUUUAGAAUCAGUCUUGUAGUACACCCUAUAAUUAUCUAACCCAAGACAUUAAGCAUCUGGAAUAUGUAGCAAGUAUGCUGUGGAUAAUUAAUGCUAAAUAACUUUAAAGGUCGAGGUUUGUACAGUGCUGAUUUCUUUUUUUUGUUGUGAGCCUUUUUUUCCUUAUGUUUUUGCUACACUUACCAGUUGUUUGGAUGCAACACCCUUGAACUCGGUUUGACAAAGCCACUGUCCUGAUCUCCUUGAGCUGAUUCAUUCUGGGAUCUUAGAAUUAUUUCCUCCCAAUGGAACCUUAGUAAAACCUACGAGUACCAGAUGAUUUCUUCCAACUGACGUUAGCUUUUGCUUGGAAUAUUCCUUACCUGAAGGUCACAGUCUGCCUCAGAGUCACACAGAAAGUUCCCAGCAGGACUUGGGGAUGCAGUAGGGUAAACUUCUGGCAGAACAUUACAGCAGCCUGAUGCAAUUAAGCUGGUGUCAUUUUAAUCCCCUAUUUUCAGGGGGUUUCAGUUUAGGCAAAAUCAUUUACUGAGAGCCGAAAUGUGGCCUGUUAGUUCUCCACUGGGAAGUAUGCUUCUGUUUAAUAAUAUUUUUAUGAGAUUGUAUUUAUGGAAAUGGAAAGGAAAAACGUCAUAAAGCUAGUUUUGUUGCACUUUUCUAAGGCUUUUGUAUUUUGCAUAGUUCUAGAAUAUGAGGAAGUUGCUGGGGGAAGUCAAGGCUCGGAACCUGCUCUGCCCCAGCAUAGCAAUGUAUGAUGUGCAUUUUCAGCCUAGUGUUAUUUUAACUGCAUGUAACUGGUGUAUUUAUGUGGCAGUGAGGGAGCCCAGCAGACAUUUCUUGCUGCACAGGAGCCGUUGGCAGUCCUGGUUCCACAGUUCAUGGAAUGACCUGUUCUGACUCUGGACUGCACUUGCAAUAAUGGAAUAAUCCAGUUUUGAUUCGGAACUCUUUCAACAAGUGGGGAAAAAGGGGCUCUUCUUGACUUUUUUUUUUUUUUUUUGGUGGUGGUGGUGUUUUUCUGUUUGGUUGGGUCUUUUUGGGGGGGGGAUGUGUUUUGUUGGUAGUUUUUUGUUUGUUUGUUUUUUGGGGUUUUUUUUGUUCCAUUGUUGAAAUUUCUCUGGAGGCUUUUAAUGGUUUCCAAUUAUUGCAUAUGUUCAAUUAGGAUGGUUCCUUGGGAAUCAGUUCAGCUAGAAGGGCACAAAUACCUGUAACAUACUCAAGUAAUUAUUCCUUGUGACUUACAACAUUUCAGUUUGAUACUUUUGGUAUCAGAAACUUUUGGUUUGAUGCGUAUUGUAAGGUUAAUUUUUCUGUCUAUAAGUAGCACUUUUAUAUGUAUCUGAAGGGUUUUUUUGAACAGAAAUGUGUUUUUUCUGUGUAUUAUCUAAUGGGAAGAAAGUAUAACACUACUAAACAAGGCAUAGACUAGUUUGCCUCCAGACUGUAAGUUCACUUUAGGUCAGUAAUGAUCAAGAGUUGUUCAGUGUAUUUGGAAUGAAUCAGUGAUGCCAUUUAAUACUGGACAACUCUCCUGAUCAAACCCAGAAGGGCAUUAAUUGGUACCCUCCAGCUCUUGGAUGAGGGUGCUUCCAGUUCAGGUGUGAGGCAGAACUGACAGAACAGUGUGACCAAUCUUGGACUUGGUGCAAGAACAGGAUUUAAUUGACGCCUCGGUCUGACUUCACAGCACUAUACUGGAUAAGGACUAACCUUGUUUGAAAUGACAUUGCAGCCAGUAAUGAGAUCUCCUAAAUAGCUAAUUUAAAGCUCACUUUCCAUGGGCUUUAAAGAUGAUACAAACCCCGGUGAUUCUAAAAGUUCUUCUCAUCCUUCCAGCUUUUCUGAUUUGUAUUGGUUUUACUCUUCCUUGCAACACAGCUGUUGUAUGUCAGCUUGUGUAUGGGUUUAGAAAUUCUUCUAGACAAGUGCAAGUACUUUGCUUUUUUCCAGCACCCUUUUGAAUAGUUUACACACAUCUUACACCGAGAGAGGCUUUGCAGAAACGUACAGAUGUACCCACAUGGAUAAAUGUGUGUGUGUGCAGAUGUGUACUCCUGCAGGUUCUGAGUAACGUGGAACGGGUUUCAACAAGUGCUUGCGUCUUGAAAACUUAGGCUGGUGUGGUAGUGUAGUGUAUAUAUUCAAAUGGCAAGGAGGUUAAAAAAAACCCCACAUUUUGUUUGCUUCUGGUUAGAGCUGAGAAAUACAGGUUUGAGGAAAAUUCGAGUGUUCUGAUUGUAUUUCACCCUGUUUCUGGUUUGAAAGGCAUAAGUUGGAAAUGAUUGGAACUUGAAAAGUCACCAAGCCUAUAUGUUAAGCUAAAACCUUUUGGAGGACCCAAUAUGCUUUCAGUUUGCAAGGACCACUAAAGACCUGGGCAUUUACUUUCUCCAUAAUGUAUUCUGUAUGAGUAUUUAGUAUGUAUGCCUUCAAUUUGCCGAUGUUGCCAUGUUUUCUUCUCAAUUAUUCAUGAAAUAAAGGUUGCAAAUAG